AUGGCAUCUCCAAGGAAGACCCGUUCUCAGGGUCCGGCAGACGCUGUAGAUCUUGAUCAUCCACCGAAACAAGGCAAGAACCAUCUCGACGUUGAAGAGGAGCUCGCAUUCUACUCUUCCUAUCAUUCCAAUAAGGUCAAUCAAAUCAUUCAUUUCGUCUGCAUUCCCUUAAUUUUGUGGUCAUGGCUCCUCAUUGCUUCACACUUGCCCAUACCAGGUACUUCACCUACGUUACUACGAGAUGGAUUGGCGUAUCAACCUAGUUUAGCUAUGGGUUGGAUAGUGGCUUAUUUGAUUUACUAUGUGCUGCUUGAGCCAGUUGGAGGGCUCACAUACCUUCCCAUCGGUACACUCCUCUACCUCACCUCAACCUAUCUGGCCGUAUCUCCCCCAUCCUGGCUACCUUUCACCGAUCCUUUCAAACCCUCCGCUCAACCUUUCGCAUGGGCAGUCUUCUUCGCUUCGUGGAUAGCUCAAUUCAUAGGUCACGGGGUGUUCGAGCAUCGAGCUCCAGCUUUGGUUGAUAAUCUUGUACAAGCUCUGGUCUUGGCACCAUUCUUUGUUCAUUUGGAAGCUCUAUUCGCGUUCUUCAACUACAAACCAGAUUUGCAUAAGAAAAUCAAGAAUAAGGCUGGCAUCAGGAUAAGAGAUAUGAGUAGAGCCGCUAAGCUUAAGUAG
Kwoniella botswanensis is the source of this 678-nucleotide messenger RNA. RefSeq lists its product as uncharacterized. The coding region runs from base 1 to 678 and encodes 225 amino acids. NCBI's taxonomy places the organism in Eukaryota, Fungi, Basidiomycota, Tremellomycetes, Tremellales, Cryptococcaceae. The transcript is spliced from 6 exons. Gene Ontology annotation, biological process: sphingoid catabolic process. Gene Ontology annotation, cellular component: endoplasmic reticulum. The record is from RefSeq and is a predicted model, not a curated record.